Molecule: messenger RNA, 2328 nt
Organism: Fusarium vanettenii 77-13-4
Lineage: Eukaryota; Fungi; Ascomycota; Sordariomycetes; Hypocreales; Nectriaceae
Exons: 6
Coding region: 1-2328 (775 amino acids)
Biological process (GO): protein phosphorylation
Molecular function (GO): ATP binding; protein kinase activity
Source: RefSeq, a predicted model, not a curated record
AUGGUCCCUGAUAACGACCUCCUCCAUUGGCGCAAUAUGAUGACCUUGCAGGCCGCCAUCAUCAGGGGCGAAACCGAGGUCUUGUUCCACAACUGUCCAACGAUUCCACCAGAAUACUGGGACAGGGUCCGACACAACGAUCUCCAAUUGGGCAAGAGAUACAACUUCCACUAUCGCAGCGCGGAGCUCGAAACCCAGAUACCUGAGCACGUAGAUGACGAUACUGCAAGGCGCGGCAUUGACGAUGUGCAGUGGAAGGGCUUCAAGUUCGAAUUCGUCAAAGUCCUUGCCGCCGGCGGUCAUGGAUUCGUUUCCCUAUGGAGGGUUUGGUUUGAGGAUGGAUCCAGUAAAAAGGUGGUGAUCAAAAGGGCUCUCGGUGGAAGCUUUCACGUCGAAAAGGAAUCCCGCUUUCAUCUUCGAUACGCCGGUGCCGAGCAUACCAGCCAGAUCAUCGACCUACACGCUGAAGCUAUGAAAAUACGGGAUCAAGUCAGACAGAGGAAUCCUCUGGCUCAUCUCCAGUACAGGAAUGGUUCAAACUUCAAUGCCAGUUCCCUCCGACUCAUCGUAUUUGAGUUCAUGGAACACGGAGACUUGUACAAAGUAUUGACCUCAGCCAGUCAGAUGGAUGUGCAAUUCCCGGACAGGACUCUUUGGGGCAUCUGGGAAUGCUUGGUCCGAGGAGUUGCCGCUGUUGCAUAUGUGCCUUCUUUCCUUGCCAUGAACAAAGACUUUGAAAAAGAGUUGCAAACAGCCAUUGAUACUCACCGUCUGGAACACUUCUUGACGCAGCUGGAGCAUAUCCAACAAUCGCACGAUGUUCACUUAGACUUGGAAGAGUUGAACAUUCUCGUUGGUGCAAGUAAUAGCCAUCCGGACAACCCUAUUUUCAAGCUUCACGAUCUCGGUGCCUUUAGUUUCAUCAUGAGCGAAAAGUGGAAGACCUGGGGCGAUGUCAAGUACUGGAAGAUGAGGAGGCCCUGCAAGCUCCACAGAGUGUCUCCGGAGCAAGCUCACCAGGACUGGGACCACAUUCGGACGGACGAGGGAGCCAACCUGGACGGAUCCGAAUUCGCAGGCGAAGAUCUCACUCAAGGACAUCCGAUUGCUGGCCGGUUCGGUACUUGGACAAACAUCUUUUUCAUUGGCAAAGUGAUGGAAGCGGCCAUCACAUUCCUUACCGAGGCGUAUCCACUCGAUGCCUAUCAUUUUGAUAGUAUGGAUGGGACACAAUCAGGGGACACCUAUGGGUGGGUGCUGCAAGACCGAUCAUUCUCCCAUGUCGAUCCUGCCUUGCGCGACCUAAUUAUGCGAUGCCAGCAUGAGGUGCCGGGCGAACGACCCAGCGUCACGUCGCUUCUGCGAGAGAUUGCGAUUCGCAAGAUGCAUCCCUUCUACCAAAGCCCCGAAGAGAUGGCACUCUUCUGGGAGUAUUUCUUUAGUCCCAAGACUCCGGAUCCCAUGUCUGAUUCAAUGGAUGACGAAUUUUCCGAUGCCAUCGAGGAGACUAUGGCUGGAGCUGUCAUGAUGCCAUUCAUGCACCCAGACCCGGGAUCAGAGCCUCACCGACAUGAGCAGCAGGCAGGUUCCGCCCCAGAAGCACGACUCGAGUAUUUUCAGAAGUGGAUGGAUCGACGGGACAGGGCUGAAGACCAGACUCUUCAACCACCUGUUGGUCGGCAUCAGCCUGGUCAAGCCCAACAUCCGAUCCCUCGUCGACCUGCCAAUCUGCGUGUCCCCAAGCGGAUUGGCCGGGGGGCUGUUGACGACGAGCCUUCAGCGGCAGUAGCAGCGGCAGCUCCCUCGUGGCUCAAUCCACCCGGCCCUGAACCGGCGGUGUAUGGCGGCAAACCUGCUGCUAUGGACGAUGACGAAGCUGCUCAGGAGGAUGCCAGGGGUUCUUACACCAACUUGCGUUAUGCACGCGCCGACCCUGAUUACGACGUAUCUGAAAGUGGCAGCGAUAGAUCUCCUGUUCCUACGGCACGAAGGGGAGUAAAAUUCGAUCUUCCCAAGAAUGGCGCUGGGCGAGGGAAGGCUAAGAAGACUGGCUCAAUAUACGACAGGAGCAAGAAACGGUUCCCAAAUCGAAAGGAACCUGGAUCAAAGGUCAACAAGCGAGUCUCUAAGCCCAGUACAAGGAGUCUCAAGACUUCUGUCAAGAUGAGCCAUCUCGACAAGUUUGUUCAGACGGCAAUGGAUGACAUGCCCAUGGCCAUCCGAAAUCUAAUGGCCAGAAACAAGCAUCUCGAGCAGAGGCUGGUAGAUGGCAAUCUUCCUGCCUUGGCGUACAUAACCGCAGGUGGAAAGGGAUACUUUGAUGAUUGA